UGGGCGUGCGCGGUGCUGGAGGGUUCCAGAAGGGCCCGGCGGGAGCGGCGCGGGCCGGCCCUGCGCAACCAUGGUGGACUAUAGCGUGUGGGACCAUAUCGAGGUGUCGGACGAUGAGGAUGAGACGCACCCCAACAUCGACACCGCCAGUCUCUUCCGAUGGCGGCACCAGGCCCGCAUGGAGCGCAUGGAGCAGUUCCAAAAGGAGAAGGAGGAGCUGGAUAAGAGCUGCCGGGAGUGCAAGCGCAAGCUGGCCGAGUGCCAGAGAAAGAUGAUGGAGCUACAGCUGGCAGCACCGGGUAGUGGGCAGGCCGAGCUGCAGCGGCUGCAGGCUGAGGCACAGCAGCUGCGCAGUGAGGAGAGGGGCUGGGAGAACAAGCUGGAGGAGCUGCGCAAGAAAGAGAAGAACAUGCCCUGGAAUGUGGACACUCUCAGCAAGGAUGGCUUCAGCAAGAGUGUCUUCAACAUCAAGACUGAGGAGAAGGAUGAGUCAGAGGAGCAGAAGGAGAAGAAGCACAAGACAUUCGUGCAGAAGUAUGAGAAGCAGAUCAAGCACUUUGGGAUGCUGCGGCGCUGGGAUGAUAGCCAGAAGUACCUGUCUGACAACCCGCACCUCGUGUGCGAAGAGACAGCCAACUACUUGGUUAUCUGGUGCAUCGACUUGGAGGUGGAGGAGAAACAUGCGCUGAUGGAGCAGGUGGCCCACCAGACCAUUGUCAUGCAGUUCAUCCUGGAAUUGGCCAAGAGCCUCAAGGUGGAUCCCAGGGCUUGCUUCAGGCAGUUCUUCACCAAGAUCAAGACAGCUGACCAGCAGUACAUGGAGGGCUUCAAUGAUGAGCUGGAAGCCUUCAAGGAGCGGGUACGAGGCCGUGCCAAGGUGCGCAUCGAGAAGGCCAUGAAAGAGUAUGAGGAGGAGGAGCGGCAGAAGCGGCUGGGCCCUGGUGGGCUCGACCCUGUGGAGGUCUACGAGUCACUACCUUCCGAGCUGCAGAAGUGUUUUGACGUAAAGGAUGUCCAGAUGCUUCAGGAUACCAUCAGCAAGAUGGACCCCACUGAAGCUAAGUACCACAUGCAGCGUUGCAUUGACUCUGGGCUGUGGGUGCCGAAUGCAAAGGCGACAGAGGGUGCGGAGAAAGGCGGCGCCGAAGCUGAGCCCGUCUACGAGGAGUUGGCGAAGGAGGGCGGCGAGGAGGAGAAGUGAGGAAAGGUGUGAAGUGGGAUGUCCUGCCCCACCCCCAUGGCUCCAACCCCCCUCGCACCAACCCCCCGCGACACGCGCUUGACAUGCGUAGACGCUGGUGAAUGUGUGAGCUGCUCACUUGCUGGUGCCCAGCAUCCCGCUCCCCCCACCAACCCCUGGGAGCCAGCGGGAACCCCUGCUCUAGGCACCGGGCAGUCCCUGGCGCUACAGGAGCCUGCGGGAGCUUAUCACCACCCCUCAGGCUGGGGGGUGCUGCUCCGGCGAUGCCCUUGGCACCAUAGUUACACAUGUGCUGUUGUCUCUCUUCUCGCAGUCACCGAUGAGGUUGUUACAUGAAUAAAGAGAUUGAAGUAGC
This is a messenger RNA of Alligator mississippiensis (American alligator), 1556 nucleotides long. RefSeq names its product cell division cycle 37, HSP90 cochaperone (gene CDC37). The record is from RefSeq and is a predicted model, not a curated record. Gene Ontology annotation, molecular function: heat shock protein binding; protein-folding chaperone binding; protein kinase binding. Gene Ontology annotation, biological process: protein stabilization; protein folding. Gene Ontology annotation, cellular component: cytoplasm. NCBI's taxonomy places the organism in Eukaryota, Metazoa, Chordata, Crocodylia, Alligatoridae. The transcript is spliced from 8 exons. The coding region runs from base 71 to 1201 and encodes 376 amino acids.